AUGUUUUACGGCAAAGUGAUAAAAGCGGACGAAACGGUAGUUCCAGAAAUUAAGGACGGGUAUUCAGUUAUUCACCUGUCAAGGGCAUGUUUAAACAAUCCACAAGAUGAAGGAAAGUUAUAUGUACAGGUAGAAGAUGCAAAUGGCUGUUAUAAUAUUUGCUGUUUACAGAAAAACGUAUGCGAAGAUACUGCAUUAGAUAUAUUUUUGAUGUUGGAAAAUGAUGUAAAAAUAAAAACAAGUGGAAGUGCAAAUGAAGUACAUAUUGUUGGUUAUUAUGAAGUUUCAUUUGGUCAAGAUAAUUUAGAUGAAGAUGAAGAGGAGUUUGAAGAAGAUGAUGAAUAUGAAAAUGAGGAAGUAAGAAUGUUAACAAAAAAAAAUACAUUAAAAAAUUCACUUUCAAAUGGACUUAAUAAAAAAAAAAAAGAUACAGCAGCUGAUGAAGAUGAUGAAACAAACGUUGGUAAAAAUGAUGAUGAAGAGGAUGAAGAAGAUGACGAUGAUGAUGAAGAUGAUGAAGACGAAGAUGAUGAUGAAGAAGAUGAUGAAGAAGAUGAUGAUGAAGAAGGUGAGGAAGAGGAUGAAGAAGAAGAUGAAGAGGGGGAUGAAGACGAAGACGAAGAAGAAGGGGAUGAAGAUGAGGAAGAGGAAGAAGGAGAUGAAGACGAAGAGGAUGCAGGUACAAAAAAUAAAGGAGAUAAAAAAGAAAAAGGACAAAAAAAGAAUAAAAAUAAAAGAUCUUUAGAUAAUAAAAAUGAUGCACCAUCUAAAAAAACAAAAUUAGGUGAUGAAAGUCAAUUUGAAAAAGAUCUUGUUGCAUUUUUAAAAAAAAAUGGAAAGACUAAAUUAACCGAGUUAGGAAAGGUAAAGAAACCAGAAGGACUCAAAGUUAAAUUAGGUUUCUUUAUUAAAAAGCGUUCAGGCGUUUUUAAAUUUGAUAAUGAUAGCCAAACUGUAUCCUUGAAAUAA
Messenger RNA from Plasmodium malariae, 969 nucleotides. RefSeq names its product conserved Plasmodium protein, unknown function. The transcript has 2 exons. NCBI's taxonomy places the organism in Eukaryota, Apicomplexa, Aconoidasida, Haemosporida, Plasmodiidae. The coding region runs from base 1 to 969 and encodes 322 amino acids. The record is from RefSeq and is a predicted model, not a curated record.